CUGGCCUUUGAAACGUUCCCGGGAGCGCGCGCGCGCGCGCAGGGAAGCAGGAACUAGGCGGCGUUUGCAGGCUUUGGGUGCAGAGAGGAGGCUGCAAAAAGGAGUGGAGCAGCAGCAACAACAACAACAGUCUCCACCUCCAGGAUGGGACGGAAACGAAAAGCCCCCGAGGCCCAGAAUGGAGAGCCCAGCGCCUCAGGGGCUGAACUGGAGCUGCGCUGGGAAUGGGAGACUGGAGGCAACACAUGGCAGCAGUUUCCACCUGGGGAGAGCGAGGCUCUGAGCCAGGCGGCCAGGGCUGGGAAGCUGUCCGCAGACAUUGGAGAGUUCUGUGUCGAUUUGCGCAAGAUGGUGCGGCGGGAUAAACAGACCAGAGAGGAAACCCGUGUGGCUGCAGCUGUCCGGGAUCAGGAUUCCUACUUUGUCUGGCAAUGGCAAGGAGACCAAGAAGGCAGCUGGUUUGCAUAUCCUGCAGACACCUGCCUGGCUUUGCAGGCCGCCAGAAAUGGUCACAGGGAACCCACAGUGGAAGUGACAGUUGGCAGAACACAUUACAAGCUUGACACGACCCGCAUGAUGCAGAUAAACACCCGAACUGCGUUUGAGCGUCAAAUGGAACGUAGGGAGUCAGAUGCUGCAGAGGUUGAGGAAGAAGCUUCCCAGCAGAACAGCAGUGCCUUGAAUGCUGCAAGCCCUAUUCCUGCUAAGAAGGCUCGGAGCAAAGUGAAUGCUCCACCAUCUCAAGGCGAGGGGGAUAGCAGAGAAACUGUGAAGACACUGAUAGUGAAGGGAAAAGCCCCUGUGGAUCCAGAAUGCACAGCCAAGCUGGGGAAGGCUCAUGUUUAUUGUGAAGGGCAUGACGUUUACGAUGUGAUGUUAAAUCAGACGAAUGUCCAGUUCAACAACAACAAAUACUACCUCAUCCAGCUGUUGGAGGAUGACGGAGCACGGAACUACAGCGUUUGGAUGCGCUGGGGACGAGUUGGUAAGCCAGGUCAACACUCACUUGUGAGUUGUGCUGGGGACCUAGCGAAAGCCAAAGACAUCUUCACCAAAAAAUUCCUGGACAAAACUAAGAAUGAGUGGGCCAAGCGUUGCAACUUCCAGAAGGUUUCAGGGAAAUACGAUCUCCUUCACCUGGACUACGAGGCCAAUGAUGCAGGUGGAGAUGAAGCUGCUCCACAGAAAACCAGCUCGUGUCCCAAGCCAGUGUCACUGCUGGAGCCACGGGUGCAAGCCUUGGUGCAGCUGAUAUGUAACAUCCGUACCAUGGAGGAGAUGGUGAUGGAGAUGAAAUACGACACCAGGAAGGCUCCUUUAGGAAAGCUAACAGCUGAACAGAUCCGGGCAGGGUACCAGUCCCUGCAGAAGGUGGAGGCAUGCCUCAAACGGAAGCAGACUGGCCGGACUUUGCUGGAGGCUUGCAAUGAAUUCUACACCCGGAUUCCCCAUGAUUUUGGACUGAAAACUCCUCCACUGAUACACACAGAAGAUGAACUAAAAGAGAAACUACAGUUGCUGGAGGCCCUCAGCGAGAUCCGGAUCGGUAUCAAAGCAUUGCGGUCAGAGCAGCUGGAUCAAGAACACCCACUGGACCGGAGCUACCGUGGAUUGAAUUGUGAACUGCAGCCCUUGGAGAGGGAUAGUCCUGAUUUCCAGGUACUAGAGCGCUACCUGUCCUCCACCCAUGCCCCUACCCACAAAGAUUACACAAUGACUCUGAUGGAAGUUUUUGUGCUAAAGAAGGAGAGUGCCUGUUCUAACUCUGCCUUCCGUUCUGACCUACCCAACCGGAUGCUGCUUUGGCAUGGAUCUCGCUUGGGCAACUGGGCAGGGAUUCUGAGCCAGGGAUUGCGUGUGGCACCGCCAGAAGCACCUGUCACUGGCUACAUGUUUGGAAAAGGGAUCUAUUUCGCAGACAUGUCCUCUAAGAGUGCCAAUUACUGCUUUGCAACCCGUGAAAAAGACAUUGGCCUGCUGUUGCUUUCAGAGGUGGCUUUGGGUGAGUGCAAUGAACUGCUAGAGGCAAAUCCUGAAGCAGAGAAAUUAUUGGCUGGAAAACAUAGUACCAAAGGCCUUGGAAAGCUAGCCCCGUCUCCAGACAGCAGCAUCACACUGCAUGGUGCUGUGGUGCCCUUAGGACCUGCUAUAGAAACUGGAGUAUUGAACCCUCAUGGCUACACUCUGAACUAUAAUGAGUUCAUUGUCUAUGAUCCACGACAGGUGCGUAUGAAGUAUCUCCUCAAGGUGCACUUCAACUUUACCCAGCUCUGGUGAAACGCAAAAUGAACAGCUACUGCAAGUGUGUCAAAUGAACAUUGACACCUAUUUAAAAAACAUUUCAAGUGCCUUAAAGAUGAAAUUCAAUUCCUUCAAGACCGCAGUUGAGGAACGAUUUGUGAUAUUUAACUUAAACUGACAAGCUGACUCUUAAUGGAGCUGUGGUUAAUACUCGCUCACAGUGGUGGCCACUGUGUUGUGUUUACAGUGACAAGGCCUGGUGAACUUAACCAGUGAAGGUGCCCAGUCUCUCCAUUUUACUUGCUUCCAUUGGAACUAUAGUUGCCUUGGUAAAGAAAUGUAAAAUGGCUAACAUCACUAUUUUCCAAUAAAUGUGAAGUAAAUG
Sceloporus undulatus (fence lizard) is the source of this 2626-nucleotide messenger RNA. It is a transcript of the gene PARP2, whose product is annotated as poly(ADP-ribose) polymerase 2. Gene Ontology annotation, molecular function: NAD+ poly-ADP-ribosyltransferase activity. The record is from RefSeq and is a predicted model, not a curated record. The transcript has 19 exons. The coding region runs from base 145 to 2277 and encodes 710 amino acids. Lineage: Eukaryota; Metazoa; Chordata; Lepidosauria; Squamata; Phrynosomatidae.